Monodelphis domestica (gray short-tailed opossum) is the source of this 1369-nucleotide messenger RNA. RefSeq names its product nudix hydrolase 7 (gene NUDT7). Lineage: Eukaryota; Metazoa; Chordata; Mammalia; Didelphimorphia; Didelphidae. The record is from RefSeq and is a predicted model, not a curated record. Gene Ontology annotation, molecular function: coenzyme A diphosphatase activity; magnesium ion binding; manganese ion binding. Gene Ontology annotation, biological process: nucleoside diphosphate metabolic process; coenzyme A catabolic process.
ACGUAGCAUUCCACCAGGAAGAGACUGGGGGGGACGGGAAAACAGAGGCAGCUAGGAGAGCGAAACUCUGAGGCUCCCGUUCUGAUUAGCCCUGAUCCCUCUGCGCAUGCCCGGCUUCACGCUCGCCCUUCGCGCAUGCCCACUUGCUACCUCAGGGAGGCGGUAGUCUCGCCAGGCAGAGAGAAGGGGCGAAGGGCACCUCUUUGCGCAUGUGUAUCUGACGAAGCUCGGACCCCGGCUGCGGGUGGUUGGAGCCCAUGGAGCAGCGCUGAUUAGGGUUUAGGGGAAAAAAAAAACACUACACAUGGAUGAUUUCUUCGAUCAUGGAAUGUCAGAGUUGGAAAGGACCUUAAAAAGUGAAAAUUUGACCAAAGAUACUGCUAAAGCCCGCUUAAGAAGACAUGAUGUUGGAACUAAGUUUUCCCAGUGGUUGUCAACUAAAUCCUCUGUCCUACUACCUUUGUUGUUUAAGGAAGGAAAGCUGUAUCUGCUCUUCACAGUUCGAUCAAAGAAGUUACGUACCUCACCAGGGGAAGUGUGCUUCCCUGGGGGAAAGAGUGAGCCAGGAGACCUAGAUGAAAUAACCACAGCUCUCCGGGAAGCUCAGGAGGAAGUUGGACUUCAGCCACACCAAGUAGAAGUCAUUUGUCGUCUUGUGCCUUUUAUAAACAAGAACGGUAUUACGAUAACCCCAGUUGUGGGAUUUAUAGACAGUUCAUUCGAGGCCCAACCUAAUCCACAUGAAGUGAGCGAGGUGUUCCUGGUGCCUCUGGAGUAUUUCAUCAAUCCACAUACUCACUAUGCCUUUCGUUCACCUGUUUUUGGUCUCUCUCAUUUUUUUGACUACACGGAUCCCCAAAACAAAUCAACUUAUCAAAUCUGGGGGUUGACAGCAAGACUUGCAUUGCUGACUGCACUCAUUGUUUUUCAAAAGCAACCUUCCUUUGACACUGAAUAUGACUUUAAUGAUCUGAUCUCAUCCUCUGAGCAAUACUUUCUAAAGAUACAUAGAGCCAUGAAGAGCAAGUUAUGAUAUAGACAUAGAUCUGUCCAGAUAAUUGUCUAUGCACCAGAUUGACUUGAAGAAAAAAUAUCCUUCUCCUGGCACCAGAUUUGAUGUUAAAUUAUACUUUAAGAUCCUUAAGAGUACACAUUAUGUUGUUUUUCAUCUUUGUAUUCCCAGUGCCAAGCACAGUGCCUUGCAGAUGGAGGCUUAAUAAAUGUCUAUUGAACUGAAAAAUGUAUUUCCUUGGCAGAUUGUUUAUAGCACUGAACUAAUUUGGUUAUGCUUUAAUCAGUAUUAACUUUCUGAUAUGUUCCAUUUUAAUAUAUUUGUAAAGUAUAUAAAUAAAGAUAAAAUAAGAUAUAA